Angiostrongylus costaricensis is the source of this 1236-nucleotide messenger RNA. NCBI's taxonomy places the organism in Eukaryota, Metazoa, Nematoda, Chromadorea, Rhabditida, Metastrongylidae. The record is from the annotation of a GenBank genome assembly.
AUGGAACGUUUCGGUAGAGUCAAAAUGAAACCGGUUGCAAGGCUCGCUCUUCUCCAAGGGACUGCGUUCGCUUAUGUGCCAUCAGUGCAAGUGUUUAUGGGACAAUGUUUGGUCAACAGCAGCACUCCGGUCCCGGAGUCCGAAUACUACAGUAAAUUGGCGCUUAUGCAAGGUUCUCUUAUGGCGGCCGCAUGUAUGCCGAUGCUAAUUGGUUUCACCGGAGUCGUCGGUGUUCUAACAAAAUUCAUUGGACCAUUAACGGUGUCGCCGUUGAUGUUGUUGUUGGCGUUUUCACAAGUCGAUACAAUGGUCGACAAAAUAAGUCUUCAUUGGGUUGCAACAAUACAAGCCGUCACACUAUUCAUCACCAUUCUCUAUCUUGCUGACGUGCUCGUUGUAUUGCCUGGUAUUAAACGUGGUAAACUGCAUUGGUAUAGAACUAAUCUCUUCGGACAGUAUCCAUAUCUCAUCGCUAUCGUGAUUUCGUGGGUAUUCUGUGUACUGCUCACCGUUUUCGACUUGGUCGAGCCAGGAAGUCCGGCUCGUGUCGACAUUCCUCGUAAAGUCAGUGCGAUUCGAAAUUCUGCUUGGAUCGCCGUACCCUAUCCUGGCAAAUUCGGAAUGCCGACAUUUGAUGUCAGUCUAUUUCUGGCAUUUCUUCUCUCAUCAAUGACUUCUGUCUUUGAGUCGGUUGGUGAUUACCACGCAGCUGCUCGAGUGUCACAAGAAAGAUCUCCACCCAGUCAUGCUAUCAAUAGAGGAAUAUUAGCUGAGGGAAUGGGCACAUUCUUAUCAGGAUUACUUGGUCCAGCAGUGGGCAUGACGACGCACACAGAGAACAUCGGCGUCAUUGGCGUGACUCGUGUCGCCUCCAGAUGGACGAUGGUUGUCGCUGGAUUGCUACUUAUUGUACUCGGUGUCUCCACUAAGAUUGGUGCUGUAUUGUCUACUAUACCUGAUCCUUUGGUUGGUGGUAUUUUGGGCUCAUCAAUGGCUAUGGUUGUGGGUGUGGCUGUCUCCAAUCUACAGACAGUGGACAUGAGCAUAUCGAGAAAUAUGGGUAUUCUUGGUUUUUCCAUGCUAUUCGGUAUGAUUGUUCCUGAAUACUUCAGGCGGUACCCAGUAGAUACUGGUGUCCAUGUCUUCGAUGACGUCAUCAAUGUACUCCUUAAAUUGCAAAUGUUUGUUGGGGCGAUGUGUGCAUGUUUUUUGGAUAACACUGUUGGCGGUAUGUGA